AGUGGACUCAUCUCCCAAUGGAGGUGUGUUUGAGGAUAGGGAAACUGAAUUCCCCCCCCCCCCCUUUGGUUUCUCUAUUUAUCACUUUUCUAACCUCUGAGUGGGGAGAAAUUAUUUACCUCAUUUAGUACAUCCUUAGUUUCUGAUCUGGACAUGCUGCAGGUAUGAGCCAUACCUUUGGAAGAAUGUGAAGCGGUCUUACCUAAGACCUGCUGUUCUUUUUGGGUUUUUUGUACAACUUAAUCGGGUGUAUUCUGGUACACUGCAGAAGUCUUCCUCUACCGAAACAAACAUAAUGAGAUGUUCCAGAGUUCCAUGCUUCAAGUACCUUCCAAUCAGCGCACCAGCACUGUCGUCAAGAGGGACAUCUAAAUCAUCUCUUCCAAUGACCUCAGAUGAUAAUUCUUCCCAAAGCUCUUGGAAGACAAUUUCAAAUGGCAAAUUCUCUCCAAAGCUUGAUUUUGAUGAUAACUCGAGUUUUGGGGUUGCUUGCACCAUUUUUGAAAUCUUUCAUGCAGGUUGGUUCUAGAUUUGGGGAGAGCACAUUGAAACUGAGCUCCAUGCAUGCUUGCUGAUGGGCAAGUUGGCAAGCUGAAGGACAGAUCAGCCGCUGCCAUGUCAACAUUUGGAGAUAUUCUACCUGUCCUAGCUGCUUGCCUUUUAUCUUUUUACAGCUGGAAGACCUGACCCUUGAUUG
Messenger RNA from Telopea speciosissima, 697 nucleotides. RefSeq names its product conserved oligomeric Golgi complex subunit 1-like. The record is from RefSeq and is a predicted model, not a curated record. The coding region runs from base 296 to 529 and encodes 77 amino acids. Lineage: Eukaryota; Viridiplantae; Streptophyta; Magnoliopsida; Proteales; Proteaceae. The transcript is spliced from 3 exons.